Musa acuminata subsp. malaccensis (wild Malaysian banana) is the source of this 2340-nucleotide messenger RNA. RefSeq lists its product as uncharacterized. The record is from RefSeq and is a predicted model, not a curated record. Gene Ontology annotation, molecular function: protein binding. Lineage: Eukaryota; Viridiplantae; Streptophyta; Magnoliopsida; Zingiberales; Musaceae.
AGGUCGCCCAAUUCGUUUCAAUAUUCCCCUUUUCCGCUUUGAAGCCCUAAGUCGCGCGGACUAGCGAUUAUUUCGUGGCCGCCGUCGGGAUCUCGUGCCGUCGAUAUACCGCCGCCGCACGCCGCCUCCGUCCUUCAGGUUUGAUUGUCAUGGGGCCAUCAUAUAUAGAUUCUGGGUUAUGGAGAAGUGCAUACUGAAAAUCAAGCUUAAAGUUCCGGGAACUGGAAUAUGCACCAAUAAUCCUCCAGACAGAGACAAUGCUGUUCUUCUGUUUGAGGACAAUGCAGCCACUGACAUAACGUCAUCAUCUGAAGAAUAUACUCCUCUAAGUAAUUGGAAAGACAUGAAAAGGAAGCGUGGUCACAAAGCAUACCACAAGAAAGGGAAGAAGGUUAAAUUGGUCAAAGAUCCAUCACCUGACCUUGUUUCUGUAAAUAAAGAAGAUAACUUGGAACAGGUUGAUGAUGAUCAGCUUGGAUCUGAAAUUGAUCCUGAACCACCCAAUGGGUCUAAUACACCUAGUGUAAUGUCAAAUAUUGAUACUGAGAUGCCCAAUGAUAGACCAUCUGAAAAAGCAGGGCACAGUCGUGUUAAAGUGAAACUUAAGUCUUCCAGAAUAUCUGAACCCCACAGAAGUAGUUCGGAUGCACAAACACCAAGUGAAACAGAAAAGAGCAACCCACAAGUUACACUAAAUAUUAUCGAAGCAGCUUCUGGAAAGGAGGAGAGUACUUAUUCAGAUGGACAGACAUCAGAGAUGCACAAUGCUGUUUCGGAGAAAUUGCCAAGAAAAGCAGGGAGCAUUAGGAUUAAAUCUUCAAGAGGUUUAGGUAUUUCAAGUGAAAUCAUGCAAGACAGGAAUCUUGGUAAACUUGUUAUUCCUCCACAGAUGCUGAGCAAGAAGAAUUCAGUUGUUGCAGAUCCUGCAAGAAUGCAGGACUUACCAGUGCCCAGGAACUCAAGACAAAAGGAAAGAACACAGCCCUACAAUGAUGCUCGUCAUAAUGAGAAAGAGUUGAGUGCUGCCCUGGUGGUGAUAAAGAAAGUGAUGAAAAUGGAUGCGGCGGUUCCCUUCAACACCCCAGUUGAUCCUGUAGCUUUGGGAAUACCUGAUUAUUUUGACAUUAUUGACACUCCUAUGGACUUCGGCACUAUAGCUCACAACCUAGAACAUGGUCUUAAAUACAUGAAUUCAGAAGAUGUUUUCAAGGAUGUGCAGUAUAUCUGGGACAAUUGUUUUAAAUACAACAAUAAGGGUGAUUAUGUUGUGGACCUUAUGAAACGGGUGAAAAAGAAUUUCACAAAGUAUUGGCUGGCCGCUGGGUUGUAUUCUGAUACAGCAGGUGUCUCUGAGAGCACUCAAAUUGAGGAUGCUUCACAAUCAGGUCAGGAUAAGCUGUAUCCCAAAAGCAAGUCAAAGCAUAAACGCCGACGUUAUGGAAUCGAUCAGCACAAAAGCGAUUGUCUCUGUGCUGUUUGUGUUGUUAGGCGUCGCAGAAAGGAACGAGAAGCUGUUGAAAGUCAAGCUUAUGCAAGUGAUCCUAAUAUAUCUGGAGAGUUAAAGCUAGAGGAAAGCUCUCCUUUAGAUAACCCUUGCAGUGAGGAUGCUACCUCUAGUUUGGGCCAUUCCCCAGAGACUGAUCCAAAUGCCGAUGCAGAUGAAGCUGAUGAUGAAGAAAAGUUCGAGACUUCUGAGCAACUAGACUCUGUGCAGCUGGAGAAGCAGGAAAUGGACACUGAAAACGAGUUUGACCAUGAUAAAAAUGGUGGGAAUAAUCAAUCUUGCCACCAGUCUCUUGAGAAUGGAACUGAGGACUCUAAAUCACAGUUGAAAGGACGGUACACAGAAGCAACACAACCUGAAGAGCAGAAAGUUAUCCAGAGCAAGGAAACAUCUGCACAUCAUUAUUUGCAGAUGACAGAAAACCAAGAGGAAUCACCUGAACAGGAUCAGCUGAAUAAGAUGCAAGAGAACCAUCUGGUUCUACGGCUAUGCAAUAGCCUCUUCCCAAGCAACCUUAAGUCUGUCUGGAACGGCCCCCAUUCUUUGAGUCGGCGUAAUGUUUCUUUUCGAAACGGCCCCAUUCAUUCUGCCGUUGAAGCAUUCAUGAAACAAUAAUUCGUGUGUUCCUUUCUUUUCCUCUCCAAUUCAAGAGCAUGUCCUGUGAACCGAUAACUGUCCUAGUGUAUGUAUCACAGGUAUGCAUGCUGGGAUAUUAUUAGUAGAUCUAAUAGAAGAGUCCUAAAACUGUAUAUAAUGACUCAGAUUUCCUUGUCAUAACCAUAAAUUUUCAUGACAAAAGGAUCUGUCAAGGAUGUAGUAAAGCUGAGUUUGAUGUG